AUGGCAGCUCCAAGAUUGAUCUUUUUAGUUCUUUCUCUGUUCAACUUUUCUCUACUUACUUCCACAGCCAGUGGUGCAAAUUCACAUGAGAAGGCUACACAAAAUUGGUUAAACCAUGGUGGAGAUUUGUACAACAGAAGAUAUGCCCAUAGAGAGACCAAACUAAGCCCUAAAACAGUUUCCAAACUAAGCUUGAAGUGGGAGUUUUAUGCAGGCAAAGAUAUAUCUGCCACACCGGCGAUUUUCGAUGGUACCCUUUAUUUUCCAAGCUGGAAUGGAUUCAUCUAUGCUGUUAAAGCUUCUGAUGGGUCUCUGGUUUGGAAGAAGAACUUGCAUGCAUUAACUGGGUUUAAUGCAACUGGUUUUGUUUUGAAAGUCAACUGGACAGUAUCAAGAUCAACCCCAACAGUCGUUGCCGAUCAUGACCUUUUGAUUGUUGGAAUCUAUGGGCCUGCUGUUGUUAUUGCCCUUCAACGAUCAACAGGGAAGCUCAUAUGGUCAACCCUACUUGAUACUCAUGCCGCAAGUCUCAUAACCAUAUCCGGAACCUACUACAAAGGGAGUAUAUACAUUGGAACGGCAUCACUAGAAGAAACUCUUAGCGCUGACGCUGAGGAAUGUUGUACCUUUCGUGGCGGCUUUGCCAAAUUAGAUGUCAAAGCUGGUAUCAUCUUAUGGCAGACCUUUGUGCCGCCCGAUAAUCAUGGAAAGCUAGGGUAAUAUUCCGGGGCAGCAGUCCGUCCAUUGAUGUCCAUAGAAAACAUGUAUAUAUAGCUACUGGCAACAUCUACUCAGUCCCUGAAAAUGUAAGCCAA
This is a messenger RNA of Prunus avium (sweet cherry), 815 nucleotides long. RefSeq lists its product as uncharacterized. NCBI's taxonomy places the organism in Eukaryota, Viridiplantae, Streptophyta, Magnoliopsida, Rosales, Rosaceae. The record is from RefSeq and is a predicted model, not a curated record.